Molecule: messenger RNA, 1940 nt
Organism: Pseudopipra pipra
Lineage: Eukaryota; Metazoa; Chordata; Aves; Passeriformes; Pipridae
Gene: CAPSL
Product: calcyphosine like
Exons: 6
Coding region: 83-709 (208 amino acids)
Molecular function (GO): calcium ion binding
Source: RefSeq, a predicted model, not a curated record
AGGUGGGGCACUACACCAUCUCGGUGCUCUGAACACCUCCACAGUCCUUGGUGAAAACCUCGUUUUCAGGAUAACAUUGCAGAUGUCGGGCACAGCAAGACAUGACCGAGACAUGGUAAUACAGGCUAAAAGAAGCCUGUUGGGAGCUACUGACCCAGUCGAAAAGCUGCGAUUGUUGUGUUUAGCGAGGGGAUCUGCUGGCAUCAAAGGACUUGGAAAAGUAUUUCGAAUGAUGGAUGUCGAGAAUAGCAGAACCCUUGAUUUCGAAGAAUUUAUAAGGGGAUUAAAUGUGUACGCGAUCACACUUGACAAGGAAGAAGCACAAAAGCUUUUCCAUAUAUUUGAUAAAAAUGGCAAUGGAACAAUUGACUUCGAUGAAUUUCUUGUUACACUGAGACCUCCCAUGUCGAAUGCAAGGAAAGAAAUAAUAAUGCAAGCAUUUCAAAAAUUAGAUAAGACCGGAGAUGGUGUCAUAACAAUCGAAGACUUACGAGAGGUAUACAAUCCAAAACACCAUCCCAAAUAUUUAAAUGGAGACUGGACAGAAGAACAAGUUUUUAGAGCCUUUCUGGAUAAUUUUGAUUCACCCUAUGACAAAGAUGGGAAGGUCACAACAGAAGAAUUCAUGAACUACUAUGCAGGAGUCAGCGCUUCAAUUGAUUCGGAUAUCUACUUUAUCGUCAUGAUGAAGACUGCUUGGAAACUCUGAUAAUAUGGUUAAAGAAGCAAAACUUGACUUCCACCUUCAGGGUUUAUGACCAAGCUGUGACUUCUGGGAAGUAUAGAGCUUGUAACUUGUCCACCAGAUGAAAAUUCUCGAGAUAUCUUUGCUUUUCAGUUCUUUUUCUGAUGCUGAAUAAAGAUUGGAAACCUGUCUUUGUAGUCACACCAAUGAAGCUAUCUUGGUUUGUCUUUUGUCCUUUGCCCAUACAGUGAGGAAAUCAUGGCUGGGCUUCAUGAACGAAGAUUAGGAAAAGGUCUCUACCCACGUUUGUUACAAGUGCGCUGGUGGCUAAAAAGGCCAAUACGAGACAAGCAUGUCUGGUUGCAAAAGGCACAGCAGAAGGACUCCUUAGGUGAUAAAUUCUGCAAGGCACGAUUCUUUCUGCAUUGUCUGUUCACCUCGAGAGUGAUCCUGCAUGUGUUCUCAAAGGCAUCAGCAGCAUUAUAGAUGGUGUGUCUCCAGACCUCCUGGUUGGAGGCCAGAGUAGACCAGUUAUGUUGAUCAAUGUGGCCAAGGCUGAGGUGUUGUUUCAGGGAGUCCUUGUAUCAUCUCUUCGAGGCUCCUCUCUUGCAGCAGCCAGUGGCAAGUUCACCAUAAAGGAAGAUCUUGGGGAGGCAGUGGUCCUUCAUCCCUGAGACGUGCCCUGCCCAGCGCAGCUGCGUUCUCAGUAACAUGGCCUCAAUACUUGUGACUGCUGCUUGUUCUAGAACAGAUGUAUUGGUUACAUAAUCUGACCAGUGGAUGUUUAGGAUUGUACAGAGACAGCAUUGAUGGAAGCAUUCUAGGAGUCGCAGGUGGUGGCAGUAGAUGACCCAUGAUUCAGAUCCGUAUAAGAGAGUAAACAGCACGAUGGCUCUGUAAACACUGAUCUUGGUACUUUUCUUCAACAUGUCUAUCUCGUAUUGGCCUUAUUAGCCACCAGCGUGCUUGUAACAAAAGUGGAUAGAGCCUUCCCAAAUCUUCCUUCACAAAGCCUAGCCAUGAUGACUUUUCUUCAAGUGUUUAUUUUGCCAAACUCUUUUAUGGAGUUUUCCAAAAGCACUAUAUGCCUUUGCUAACCUGUUGUCUAUCUCUCCGUCAAUCUUACCGUCCGAGGAGAUGAGGCUACCUAGGUAAUUAAACUGCUGGAGUGAUUUGAAAUGGUGUACAUGGGAAUGGUGCAUAAUGGUGCAAUGGGGAAAUGGUGCACAAAGAAAACUGUUAAAAAAUAAACAAA